AUGGACAACUUGAGGUAUCACAACAGUCACGCUCACCACCUUAGGCAUCAGCAGCAUAAUUCGGUGCCGAACAGUCCCAACGAGUCGGACCUGGGUCACAAAUCUGGCGGAAGAUCCGGACCCAACUCGGCCACUACUUCCCCAAUCUGUGCCAAUAAGAGGGAUCAGCAUCUGCCUGCCGAUCCUUACAACUACGUCAGAACGAGUAGAUCAGAGGACCAACUUCAAGGACAAAAUGACUUAUGCAGCGUCAGUGUAGCUAACUCUGAAGCUGAUGAAGAUGUGACCAGCUCACUCAAUACUCUUCUAGAUACGCGACCUGAUUCGUCCGGUUGUACUAGUGAUAGUGAUCGAAUAGUGUGGACAUACAACGCCCCAAUCUCAGAUCAUCAUAAGUUCAUCCAUACUCUUUCGAAUGGUAGCAGUUCUUCGCAUAGCAACAUCUCUCCGACUUCCUCCAGUCCGAUACAUUCUGGUUCCCCCGCCUCCCCAACGUCAGUGUCUUCCUCCGUUAUGUCUAGCCAAUCGGGUUCGAGAAGAGUUCCGUUCAGUCUCACGAAUGGCCCCGGCGGACAGCCUUUUGGAGAGUUUAGUAUGUCGGAAGCAGUGUCGAAUAUCUCCAGCCCGGACUAUCGUGAUGAUGACAGUGUUGGGAUCAGAGACUGUGUUAUGGAAAUUAGUGAUCAUAGUGAUAGUGACAGUACUUUGUUAGUAUCGGAACCAAAACAAAGACAUGUGAGGGUACAUGGAAGUUCGACGACAAAUGCCAAUUCAGAAAAUAGUGAUUAUCGUAUUGUGAUACAGGUUAAAGGACCUGAGAAAGACAGGGCGCGGCAGAGUGAUAGUUCCUCAACUCUCAAAAGUGAGACUUAUGGAUACCAGAUUUCAUGUGACGGUCCUCCGGAAAUUGAAUACGAAGAAGAUGCUUUCCAUGAGGGUGCUAAUAGAUCAUCACCUUUAUCUUCGGAGGACGAGAGCGAUGUUGAAAGCCUACACAGCUUUCACUAUUCACCCAAAGCCGUUGACAUGCCAUCAGCUAUCAGGUUAGCCAAGAGAUUAUAUGGUCUUGAAGGAUUCAAGAAGUCUGAUGUUUCCAGGCAUCUCAGUAAAAAUAAUGAUUUUAGCCGAGCUGUUGCAGAGGAGUACCUGAAAUAUUUCAAUUUCGAAAAAGAUACUCUGGAUAUAGCUCUAAGAAAAUUCCUUAAACAGUUUUCACUCACUGGAGAGACGCAAGAAAGGGAAAGAGUUCUGGUUCAUUUCUCCAAAAGGUAUUUGGACUGCAAUAUGGGAUCAUUCAAUUCUCAAGUUUUGUGGUUAACUUUCCUAAGAUUCGCCGGGCAGUACGAACUACUAGACGGUUCUUUUGUGGUCCAGGGGGCUUAG
Messenger RNA from Leptinotarsa decemlineata (Colorado potato beetle), 1383 nucleotides. RefSeq names its product Exchange factor for Arf 6 (gene Efa6). Gene Ontology annotation, biological process: regulation of ARF protein signal transduction. NCBI's taxonomy places the organism in Eukaryota, Metazoa, Arthropoda, Insecta, Coleoptera, Chrysomelidae. The record is from RefSeq and is a predicted model, not a curated record. Gene Ontology annotation, molecular function: guanyl-nucleotide exchange factor activity; protein binding; phospholipid binding.